Molecule: messenger RNA, 196 nt
Organism: Ambispora leptoticha
Lineage: Eukaryota; Fungi; Glomeromycota; Glomeromycetes; Archaeosporales; Ambisporaceae
Source: the annotation of a GenBank genome assembly
AUGAACCAAUUGCUACAGCAACAACCACUACAAGUACCACUAGCACCACUAGCACCGGCACCUCCAGAACCACAGCAACCCUCAUCGGUAUAUUUAAACAUGGUGCAACACAUUAUUGCUGGAAAUACUUUCAAUGACCACGCAACUAUUAUCCCAUGCCAAAAUAACAUUUCACGUAUAUUACUUGAAACUUAUA